Penicillium riverlandense is the source of this 768-nucleotide messenger RNA. RefSeq names its product transferase hexapeptide domain protein. Gene Ontology annotation, biological process: mitotic spindle organization. Gene Ontology annotation, cellular component: dynactin complex. The record is from RefSeq and is a predicted model, not a curated record. Gene Ontology annotation, molecular function: dynein complex binding. The transcript has a single exon. Bases 1 to 768 code for a protein of 255 amino acids. Lineage: Eukaryota; Fungi; Ascomycota; Eurotiomycetes; Eurotiales; Aspergillaceae.
AUGGCCACCCUAAAACCUCCCUCAGCAACCCACCGCUCCUCCUCCAACCCGCCAGGCCCUCCUCGCGCCCCCCUCAAAGCAGACCCCACCGCCACAAUCGCCGACACGGCCGUCUUCCAAGGCACGCACCCCAUAACCAUCGGCCCCGGCACGGUCAUCCACCCACGCGCACGAUUCUAUUCCUUCGAGGGACCGAUCAUAAUCGGGGAUGGAUGCAUCAUCAGCGAGAAAGCCGUGAUUGGCGCUGCGCCAGAGUCGGCGUCGAAAGAGCGCAGCGCGUCGAGUUCGAGAACAGCUUCUCCGUCUCCGUCUACACCUACCGAUGACACCACACAAACCAUACACACGCCAGCACCAGAGCAAGGCCUCCCAAUCCGCAUAUCCUACUUCGUCACCAUCGGCCCCCUCUCCUCCGUUCUCCCGGGUUCGCACAUCCACUCCGCCGCCGCAAUCGACAGUUUGGCGACCAUCCGCCGCGGUGCAGAGGUCGGGUCCCACGCCAAGGUCUGCGCGGGCUGCGUCGUUCCGCAGAAUGGACGCGUCCCUGAGUGGACGGUUGUCUGGGGGUCUGGGGUCGGUCAGCGCCGAGCACGUGCGAGAGGUGCAAGGCCUCCUUGUUCGGCUGUGCGUGUUGCGGCGAAUGCUGCCCAGGUGCCUGUGCCCGGGUCUGCACCGGAAGGAAAGUUGAUUGAGGAUGCACGGUUGAUGGUUCUUGUGAGGGAGAGGGAGGCCUUGGGGAAGAUGAUUGCUGGUGCGAAGAAGAGGUAG